Trichobilharzia szidati is the source of this 831-nucleotide messenger RNA. The record is from the annotation of a GenBank genome assembly. NCBI's taxonomy places the organism in Eukaryota, Metazoa, Platyhelminthes, Trematoda, Strigeidida, Schistosomatidae.
AUGAACAUUUUCAUCUUCUUCGUUAUUUUAAUUAGCUAUAAAAAUGUUACCAGCUUAUUCAUAAAAAAUAUCUUGAAUAUGACUGAAAAGUGUCGGACUAUAGAAGUUGCUUCAAUAACAAUGGAUCCACAAAAAGAAUGCAGUCAUCAAAUGAAUUCCAACUGUUUUGUGAAUUCGCAUCAAUUCAAUGAAAAUUCAGUGAAUUUAAGUCAGCAAUCUCCAAAACUGUUGAAGUCAGGGAACUGUACACACAAUAAUGAAACCUACAAGUCAAAUGUGAACCCAUCAUUGACCUCAAAUAAAAUUAUGUUUACCACCUAUUGUUCCACCAAUGCCCAUGUGACAUCUGUAGUUCCAAUUGUUGCUUCCCUUGCUUCUAAUAGUAUUAACAGUCCUUCAGGAUUGACAAAUAAUUUAGAAAACACAAAAUCCACUACAAGUUUUCCUGGAAAUAAUGUAAAUUCAUGUGUUAACAAUACUACUAAUGUAAAUAAUAGCAAUCCGCUAACGUAUAUUCUUUUACCACAAAACAGUUAUGUACCAUAUUGUACACUUCAUAGAAACAAUCAUAAUAAUUCGCUGUUGAGACCAGUAAUGACACCAGAAUCCUCACUAGCGUGUCAGCUGUCACCAAAUAUAACUCAACAUCAUACCUUGACUAGUGUCUUAAUAACAUACCAGCUGGCUCAUCGUCUGGAAGAGAAUCUCGAGCCUCCAAUAACCAUGAUGAGCCAGUCGAUUAUUCUACAACGUCAAAAGAAAAGAAUACACUACCUCCAAUAUAUAAAUCAAAAAACAACUGUCGAUCACCAGAAGGAAGUCCAUCGUUGA